Molecule: messenger RNA, 1842 nt
Organism: Zootermopsis nevadensis
Lineage: Eukaryota; Metazoa; Arthropoda; Insecta; Blattodea; Termopsidae
Source: RefSeq, a predicted model, not a curated record
UCACAUCGGACGGUUCAAGAUGUCUCCCUGGUGGUUGUUGUUAUGUGCGUCUUCUUCCAGUGUUUUCUAUUAGUGAUAGAAAUUGCAGCCACAUCGAGCUGAGUGUUAGAUAUUGUGUUAGUGUAUAGUGUGUUAAUACACGUGUAAUUGAUUUGUUGUAAUUCGAUACACAGUUUCGGAGGUCGUAUAAGUUACAACUGUGGGUGAAAAUGGUGCGGCACGAAACUUCUAGACCGUUGGAUGAGUAAUGCUAGGUGUACACUAGUUGGCCUGUUUGUCAUACAUGGCAGUGCUGGCACUCUUGUUUUCGGCAACGCUAGCUCAGCAAUAUAAUGGCGGAAGCAACUAUGUGGAAUCUGAUUAUGAAUAUGAAGCUCCAGUCCAGGAGGCCCCAGCUCCAAGGCCACCUCCGAGGUCUUUCUCGCGCCCCGCACCCUCCCCGUUACGGCAAAGUGGCCCGCCUCCCCCUAGAGCUACACCAGUUCCUAUUCUAAAGCAAAUAAACAGGCACAAUGAGGACGGCUCGUACACUUAUGGGUACGAAGGCGCUGAUGGCAGUUUCAAGAUCGAGACGAAGCUGACGACCGGUGAGGUGAUGGGCAAAUACGGUUACGUUGACGACCUGGGGAAGGUGCGCGUUGUGGAAUACGGCGCCAACAAAUACGGGUUCCAGCCCGCCGGCGAGGGCAUCACCGUCGCCCCUCCCACUCUGGUUGAUGAGACCAAACGUCCUCGUGAGGGUCCUGCCGUCGAAUACGACGACGGACAAUACUAUGAGGAGCCCGCUGUUCGCUCCCAGGCACCCGUCAGAUUCUCACCUCCUCCUCCUCCUCGUCCCGCACCUCCCCGACGCCCCGUCGAGGAGUCUUACAGCUACGACACUUACUCUGACCCUCCUCCGGCUCCAAGGCCUAGUCCACCGAGACCCGGCAAUAGUGGUCCGGUGCCUCCUAGGUCACAGAUCCCAGGAGCGAUCCCUGCAGGUGGUUCCAGCACAGGGAUCGUGUACUCCCAGCCCAGACCAUCCCCCAAGCCUCAUGGCUUCUCCCAGGCGAUUCCAUCGGUUCGCCCCACUCCGCAUCAGCAACCAGUGUACCAUGCACAGCCGAUAGCCCCAGCCCCGUCUCGACCACAGGCCAGACAGACCGGGGGAAUCCUCGACCAACUCGCGAAGGACUACGCUCUGCCACCAGGCGGACAACCGCUGCACGAUAUCUCUUUUGGGUUCUAUUAGAUCACAUGAACUCGCUUCGAUGGCUACUUUCAUGCACCGCUCAGCUAGCGUCUUUAUUGCAGAACGGAUAUUGAAACUAACCAUUACAUCAUACAAUCAAACCAUUCCAUCGAAAAGAAAGUAACUCGGUUAGACCAUUAACCCUUUAAAGCCCAGUAGCAGCUAUAUUUACCAUCUACUAACCAGUAGCGAAGAAUUUUGUACACCCCUAAACAGCGUUAAUCAAACGCAGUGGAGAAGUGUUAUUUUUUUUAAGCUGCGGUAGAAUUCUUAAAUAUUAUUUAGAAGCGCUUCGGAUUUAAAGGGUUAACGGCGUGGUUUUCUUUUUUUAACUGUCGGCACUCGAAUUAAGUUGUUUAUGUUUAUAAUGUGUUGUUUGCUUUGCGACUGUGUAUGUACUGAAGUUUAAUUUUUUGUGAGAUAAAUAUUCACGUGUCCGACUGUAAAAAUGUGUACAACCCAUAAAUUAUUAUAAGAGAAGUCAGCCUUUUUCAGCUAGGAGAAAAAACUAUCUUCUGUAUUUAUUGUACAGUUGUUAAACCAGUUGAUGCAACUACCAAUUUAAUUUAGUAAUAAAAACACGAAACUUUUUUUGAGAUGUAAAUACA